Molecule: messenger RNA, 738 nt
Organism: Fusarium fujikuroi IMI 58289
Lineage: Eukaryota; Fungi; Ascomycota; Sordariomycetes; Hypocreales; Nectriaceae
Exons: 3
Coding region: 1-738 (245 amino acids)
Source: RefSeq, a predicted model, not a curated record
AUGCUAUCAUCAAAGCAACAACUGACAGCCGUGCUGCUCCUGGCUGCGCGCGUGCUGGGACUGAACUUUACAAUUUCCAAUGGCCAGAUCUUUACACCUGGUUUUGUGGUGCUGGAUGCCCCUCAGCCGAACACGCCGCUUGGAGGAGAUACUUUGCACGUGGCUAUAGACGUGACUGCCAACGGCAAGCUGCCGUUGCCACCGCAUGACGAAGAUGACGAUAACCAGAUCUUCAGUAUCGACAUGUUCCUCUACAGUUACAUGUCAGGUCGCAACCUGACCAUCUCCAAUGGAACGGCGACCGCUAAUAAUGCAAGUCUCGGGGAGAUCAUGACCCAAGAACCAAGCAGCACGGUCAAGCAUAUCAACUGGGUGUGGCCUGACUGCCUCGUUGGUGAUGGAAAACCUGAAGGAGAUAGUGACCGUGGUGUUUACAACAUUUCCAUCCGGCAAAACUUUAGGCUCAACGGCGAUGACCACUACACCAUCUUCGACGUUCCAAUCAAUGUCACCAACUCGAUUCCUGAGGAUGACGAUCGGCCGUCUUGUGAUGAGCUAUCGAAUGAUAUUCUCUCGCCCGAAGAAAUCGACGCAGAGGCAGCUAAUAAAGUGGGCGUUUUGUUUGCGCCAGAUGACUCGACCGAGCUUGAAGCCAGUGGUGAGGCUUCGAAGGGAUCUGUCCUGGAUUCGAAAGUAGCGGUAUAUGCUGGAUUAGUGAGCUUGUUCAUGACGAUUUAA